AUGGCCCAGAUGAGUCGGACUGAGCCGUGGCGGAGGUUUCGACACUUGGCACCGCUAAACAACCAUUGUGUGCGGAGAGGCAACUCAGUGGUGUAUAAUCAUGUCUCCGUUUUCCAGAUUGUGUUUUUCGAGGACCGGGACUUCCGGGGAAAGUUCUACGACUGCAAAGGGGACUCGCCUGACCUGCACGGCUUCAUCCACCGAUGCAACUCGGUCAAGGUAGAGGCCGGCUGGUGGGUUCUGUACGAGCGCGACAACUUCACAGGCUACCAGUAUGUCAUCGGUCCCGGGGAGUACAAUGAAUACCGCCACUGGAUGGGCUUCAACGACUGCGUCCGGUCCUGCAGGAUCAUCAAAAACGCGAUCGGGCCGUACAAGCUGAAGCUGUUCGACCGGCCGAACUUUGACGGCCAGUCCCUGGAGCUGACAGACAACAUGAAGACGGUCCAAGAGAAGUGGCUCAGACAGGAAGUCCAGUCGUGCAAGGUCCUGGCAGGCUCCUGGGUUUUCUUCGAACACCCCAACUUCUGCGGUCGCCAGUACCUGCUGGAGAAAGGGGAGUACCGGCACCACUCCGAGUGGGGGGCCCUGAAGGGGAACGUGGGCUCCAUCAGAAGGAUCACGGAGAAAGGAAAUCCAACAAGUCAAAGUUGA
Molecule: messenger RNA, 654 nt
Organism: Scophthalmus maximus (turbot)
Lineage: Eukaryota; Metazoa; Chordata; Actinopteri; Pleuronectiformes; Scophthalmidae
Product: gamma-crystallin S-1
Exons: 3
Coding region: 1-654 (217 amino acids)
Biological process (GO): visual perception; lens development in camera-type eye
Molecular function (GO): structural constituent of eye lens
Source: RefSeq, a predicted model, not a curated record